Messenger RNA from Ipomoea triloba (trilobed morning glory), 837 nucleotides. RefSeq names its product oleosin 18.2 kDa-like. NCBI's taxonomy places the organism in Eukaryota, Viridiplantae, Streptophyta, Magnoliopsida, Solanales, Convolvulaceae. Gene Ontology annotation, cellular component: monolayer-surrounded lipid storage body; membrane. The transcript has a single exon. The record is from RefSeq and is a predicted model, not a curated record. Gene Ontology annotation, biological process: lipid storage; response to freezing; seed oilbody biogenesis. Bases 62 to 583 code for a protein of 173 amino acids.
UUUUCCAUCUUAAAUAAUCCACCUUUUAAUUUUCUGCAAACUUCACUUCCAAUUCCACCCCAUGGCCACCCGUACGCCAACGCAGCAGCUCCAAGUCCACCCGCAGUACCACCACGGCUUCGAGGCCGGCGUGAAAGCGGGCCACUAUAAUAACCCGUCUCAUCAUGCUGCGGGUCCCUCGGCCACCCAAAUCCUCGCAAUCAUCACUCUCCUCCCCGUAUGUGGGACCCUGCUGGGCCUUGCCGGGAUAACCCUCGCCGGGACUCUGAUUGGCCUUAUGGUUGCCAUCCCGCUGUUUCUCCUCUUCAGCCCCGUUAUUGUGCCCGCUGUCAUUGCAAUCGGGCUAGCGGUCACCGGGUUUCUGACCUCGGGCGCGCUUGGGUUGUCGGGUUUGUCGUCGUUGUCGUGGCUUCUGGAUUACUUGAGGCAGGGGAAGUCGGUGCCGGAGCAGAUGGUGUGGACCAAGAGGCGCAUGCAGGAUGCGGUGGUUCAAUUGGGGCAGAAGACUAAGGAUGUGGGUCAGACGAUUCAGAACACGGCUCAAGACACCGGGAAAGAUCAAGGUACAUGGACGACGGCGUGAAGGGGGGAUUGAGGUGUUGAUCGAUAUCCGUGGAUUCCAUGCAAGCAGGCCAGGGAAUAAUGUAGAAUGCAGAUGUUGAGUACUUGUGUAUUAUAUUUGAUUUUAAUGUUGUCGUUUGGUUUCAGCUCUUGAUUAAGAGCUUCUUGUUAGUGUAUUUGUUGUGUUUCGUGAGCGUGACAUUUGUAUGAUUUGAUCAAGUGUAGUGUUGUGGUGGUUUUUGUGUUAAUGGUAAAUGGUGCAUUUCUUUAACCAAA